AUGUGGCCCAAUCUUCAGCAGGACAGAUGCCUACCAAGGCCUACAGAGUUCCUUUCCUAUGAAAAUCCUUUGGGUUACAGCUUAGCAGCCAUUUCCAUGUUGUCCUCCAUGAUCCCUCUUGUAAUUUUGGGAAUUUUUAUUCAUUAUAAAAAUACACCAAUUGUAAAAGCCAACAACUAUUCUCUUAGUUAUUUUCUCCUGCUUUCCCUGUUCCUCUGUUUCCUUUGCUCUUUAGGGUUCAUUGGUUACCAACAACCUGAAAAGUGCCUUCUGCGCCAGGUGGCAUUUGGGUUGGUUUUUGCCCUCUGCAUCUCCUGUGUUCUGGCCAAAACCAUCACUGUUGUCAUUGCCUUUAAUGCAACCAAACCCGGCAGCAGGUUAAGAAAGUGGACAGGGGUUAAGGUCUCCUACUGUGUCAUUAUGCUUUGUGCCUUGAUUCAGAUGAUUGACUGUGUGCUUUGGCUGAUCUUCUCUCCUCCCUUCCAUGAACUUGACACUGACACACAACCUGGUGUGAUCAUAGCUAAUUGCAAUGAAGGGUCACCCACUGCUUUCUGGUGCAUGAUGGGAUACCUUGGACUCUUGGCCUCCAUCAGUUUCAUUGUUGCUUUCCUGGCCAGACGCCUCCCUGACAGUUUCAAUGAAGCCAAAUUGAUCACAUUCAGUAUGUUGGCUUUCCUCAGUGUGUGGGUGUCCUUUAUCCCAGCCUAUCUCAGUGCCCGGGGCAUGUAUACUGUGGCAAUGGAGGUCUUUGCCAUCCUGUCUUCCAGUUGGGCUGUGGUGGGCUGUAUCUUUGUGCCAAAAUGUUACAUUAUAUUGUUUAGACCCAACCUGAACUCUAGAGAGCAUCUUAUAGGAAAAAGGACAGCCUAA
Xenopus tropicalis (tropical clawed frog) is the source of this 873-nucleotide messenger RNA. RefSeq names its product vomeronasal type-2 receptor 26-like. Gene Ontology annotation, biological process: G protein-coupled receptor signaling pathway. The record is from RefSeq and is a predicted model, not a curated record. Gene Ontology annotation, cellular component: membrane; plasma membrane. Bases 1 to 873 code for a protein of 290 amino acids. Gene Ontology annotation, molecular function: G protein-coupled receptor activity. NCBI's taxonomy places the organism in Eukaryota, Metazoa, Chordata, Amphibia, Anura, Pipidae. The transcript has a single exon.